AUGACCAACGAUAUCGCAGAGAUUCUCAGCGGCAACUUCAAGAGCUUGAUGUUGCAAAAGAACCCAAGUGAAUCAGGCAGACAGACUACCAGCCGAUCGGGCCGUUCCCUCGAAGAUUCAGCAUCCAUACAAUGCCCACUAGACCAGCUUUUCAGACGGUCACUUCAGUCUGUCCUCAACUCCCAGCGGGCCCUCGAUCGUAUCGAUCAAUCUCAUCCAUUCUUCACCAAAGUCGAAAGAAUCUGCCAGGAAAAUAAAUGGCCAGAGCACCGAUUUGAAAACUUUCGAAGACUGAUGUGCGGCGUUCGAAAUUUCCCGUGUAUCUUGCUCCAGAAUCCAAAGAAUGACCAUCUUGAAUACAAUGAGAUGAUUAGCAAAACGAAAACUCUAUGUUGGAUUCAAGACACCCUCAAAGAAAUCGGACUUGAACUAGACGACAUCAUAAUCAUCGAUCUAUUCCCUCUGUUGACCGACGAAUGGCUAGAUCAGCACCCCAACGAGCGAGCAAAAUAUAUCAAAGAUAUGUUCCAGCUGACACUUGAUUUUAUUCAAGAGUUCAAACCACCAAUAAUCCUCUCUUGUCAAUGCUGGAAACCUACCGAGAAUGUACGCUGGGGUCAGUUCAAACACAAUGAUACUGAGAAGCUACGCUCAUCGAUGGCCGGUGCUAAGAUGCAAAGGGUAUCUGGGGCUUACUUUGGAGCCCAUUUUACAUAUGUCGUUCACGGGUUCCAUCCCGCCAAGUGGGGCUGGGUUAGGAAAGAAGAGAGAAUCGCGUUGAAGGUCACCCUGCGUCUGAUAUUUCAUUCGUUAUUCAACCCGUGUGCGACCUGGCAGAUGGACUACAAACAGGCUUUAGAGUCAAAGCACACGGACAAGAUACACUCUAUCAAAUUGGUGAUAUACACUCGUCGUCAAACGGGAACUGAGUAUGAGAAGAUCCGCGAGGAAGGGCUUGCUCUUGGUACGUUUAAGUAUCACCAAGGCUCAAUCAGUCCCGAAACAUGGGUUGCUUUGAAGAACGCACUUGAUGCGAUCAUUGGAGACAUUUCUCGCAAUUCCAAGGAGCCUUUGUGA
Molecule: messenger RNA, 1077 nt
Organism: Penicillium canescens
Lineage: Eukaryota; Fungi; Ascomycota; Eurotiomycetes; Eurotiales; Aspergillaceae
Exons: 1
Coding region: 1-1077 (358 amino acids)
Source: RefSeq, a predicted model, not a curated record